AUGAAAAGCGUACCAGUUACUGAACUGGAAGUAUAUGAAAAAUUGUUCAAUAUUAUUGAACAAUUUGCUCAACAUCAAAAUCUCUCGUUUUAUUUAACAAGAUUACAUGACGAACUUUAUCGUAAAAUGCAUCCUCAAACAACAAAACCAUAUCCUCCUGAGGUUGCUUAUUAUUGGGAAUCUAUACGUUUCCAUUCAUCUGAACGAGUGUUACAGCUUCUAAAAGGGAAUAAUAACAACAGCAAUAUUCAUGUUCCUCAUCCGGAUUCCCUUAAGAAUUGGGCAGGCCCACCUAUUUAUGGUCACCUAUACACGGACGAAACUAUUAAGAAACUAGUCACAACCACUCUAGAACAACAUGGAUCAUGUAUUGCUCUUAUUUCAUGGGAUAUUGUAACUGUUAGACCAUGCUUGUCUUAUGGUCAAAAUGGCUAUGCUUUUGGAUUAGAUUCAGGUCCUGUUACACAUACACAAUUUUUACAAGAAAAUUAUUCGUCAGAUAAUUUUGCGAAGAAGGCCAUUGUAUUUCAAAUUAUUGAUUUAUAUGGCAACUUUUCAAAUGUUUGUGCUGUCUUUGCUCUUCCAAAUUCCAAUAUGUUCUCUUUUAUUAUGGACAAGGUUAGAGAAAUAGAUCAAAAAUGGUCUGUUCAUGAAAAAUUUUGUAUAAUUGGUUUUGUCACGGAUGGUGAGUUUGAACCAGCUACAGUAGAGAAUUUUUUGAACAACAAUAAUGAGCGCAAACAAUGGACUCAUUGUGAAGAUUACAUUCACAUUCUCAAGCGAUUAAGAAAUCCAUUAAUUGACAGCAGUCAUGCAAUAUCUAUGAUGGGUUUGAUUUAUCUGACUUCCAAGUACGACAAUCUUAAUAGAAAGUUAAGGAGAUCAGAUUUAAUCGUCAAAGAUGAAAUGAAUGUAGAAAGUUGUUUGAAUCUCAUUAAGGAGGAUGUAUUGCAAGCAUUACAAACAAUUAGAUCUAACUUAAAAGAAGAAUUUCAUGAUAAUCUUCCUUCUGUACCAAAUUUCUUCAAUAACUUUGUUCUUAGUGACAGCAAGAAUAUUCAUAAGAGUGGAAUAACAGACUUUAUUAUGAAAGAUAUUGAUAUUGCUAAUUUAAACAAAAUGACAGAAAAACAAUUGAACGAGUAUUUCAAAAAAAAUACAAUAUUCCGACACUCACCAUCCAAGAAGAAUAUACUAUUGUUGAUUCUAUGUAUUAUUAUUUAUGGCAUACUCGAAAAUUCUAUUACGCCUGUCAUGAUGAAAAGCUUUCAUUGGAGGCUAAAUUGA
Naegleria fowleri is the source of this 1287-nucleotide messenger RNA. RefSeq lists its product as uncharacterized. The record is from RefSeq and is a predicted model, not a curated record. The transcript has a single exon. Bases 1 to 1287 code for a protein of 428 amino acids. NCBI's taxonomy places the organism in Eukaryota, Heterolobosea, Eutetramitea, Acrasida, Naegleriidae.